Molecule: messenger RNA, 2646 nt
Organism: Spirodela intermedia
Lineage: Eukaryota; Viridiplantae; Streptophyta; Magnoliopsida; Alismatales; Araceae
Source: the annotation of a GenBank genome assembly
AUGGGGGAGCGAAAGAGCAAGGAGCCGUGCAAGAAGGAGGCAUGCGAUAUCCAAGCGUGUCUUACGAAGAACAAUUUUAUGCCCCAGAGGUAGGUUCAUUCUCGUGUCUCUUCUUUAACUUUUGUUUCCCUUCCCUUCAUCUCACCUGGAUCUGUUUCACCACUCUACUGAAAUGUUUCGUGCGAUAUUAUGAAAUUUUAUCGGAGCUUUCUUUCCAAUUUAUUUAUUUAUUUAUUUAUUUUUUCGGAUGAUGCGAAUUGGAUGUCAUUUUUGUAUACAUUGGUAGGAAAUAGUGGAGCUUGGUGAUCGGUCCAGUCUUGGAUAGAUUUAAAUGUCUGGGCAGAGGCGAUCCCGUGUGCUUUUACUCUGCCGUGGGUAAUGAGUCAAUAGAAAAAAUUAUUUGAAGCUUAAUCUUUCAGUUAAGUUCUAAGUUUACCUAGGGUAAGAAAGCCAUAUUAGGGUUCUAUAGUGGUGGCCAAUUAAAAACCCUUUCAUCGUUGUAGUCUGCUUAACUUCUCUCUUGAUAUUCAGGUCAUGUAUUCUACUCUGCUCAAUUCCUUACCUAAAAACUGGGUCCUCCUGCCUGGUUACCUACACAAUUCCACAGUUCCAUGUGCCUGUUGUAAUUUUUCCUCAAUAUAUCAUCCCCUCGGCUUCCACUAUCAAUUUAUAUUGAUCACUUGAUUCCUACGUAUAUACUGAUACUAUAUAUAGUGAUCAUUAUAUAUAGUGCUAGUAACCCUACGUCUUAGGUAAAUUGCACUGAUAUUUUACUCUCUCAGGUUUAAGUCUGUUUGAUCAGUCUGCUAGUUAGACACCUAACAUCUGAAAUUUAUAUUUAUUUGACGCAAAUUUCAUCAACAUUAUGCAUAUUAUUUUCUCCAUCGAGGAUAAACUUAUCAGUGCAUGCCCGGUAAUGCACUAUAACGGGUUAACAUAAACAUCCCGUUAGUCUGACCAAAAAAUCAAGCUCUUAUCCGUCCCAAACAUUGAGCACGGUUUUCAACUUUCCUUGCUGCUCGGUAUAUAAUUAUAAACGGUUUCAUCUAAAUAGCCAAUGCAUCCCAAUAAUCUUACCUCAGAUAUAAUAUUAGGGCAGAAAGAUAACCAGUUCCUCCAAUGGAAAAGUAAAGCUAAAACUAAAAUGCGAUUGAAAUUCUUGCAUCUGUGUUGAAGUUGUAUUUGUGAUCAGUCGGCUAGUUGUUACCAAAACAUCAGAUUACACAGCUAAGAAAAAAGAAUUAUCCAUAGAAAUAAUGUAAUCUUCUGGACAUUAAAUGCUCCUAGAGGGAGCUAUGGCGAUUUUUUUUUCUCAAAAAGGGCCAACAAAUUAUAAUACCAUUUCAGCUAUAAAUGAAUGGAUUCAGUUUUAUUUUUGCUUCCAGAGAGAGGCAGUACUUCAUGCUUAUUGCACUCUAAGCAGUAUAUCCGCUUGCCAGUGAUUGAACGUUUCUUUUACAGUGAUUACCCGCCUAUUUAAAAACCUAAUAGUCACCCAAAUCAGACAAUGACCCCGAUCAUGUUUUUGGCAAUAAAUUAUGAGUGUGCAAAUUUCGACAACCAGUUGACUGAUCUUCGACGCAUGAUUAUAUUUUGUGCGAUUUUAUGACUCGAACAUUUUGAUGGCAACCGAGCAGUUCAUGGGUUCAUCUACUUUCAGACUUCGUGUAGGCAGAUAUCAAUGCUUUCAUUAACUGCCAAAAGAGUAGUCAAGGAAGCGACGUAUGCAAGUCUCUCUUAGCUCUUGAACAAAGAGUAGUAUGGCAGUGUGCCAGUUCUGUAGCAGCUGAAUGGACCGCAGGGCACCAUCGAUGUUAGGCUGCUACGAAACUAUUCAGCAAAAAAUAGACAUGAAUGUUCUUCAACAAAGGUAGGUUAAAUUUAAGCUGCUCCCCUUUCAUGUAAGGAGAAAUUGGGUCUCACUCGAAUUAUCGUCUGUUGUUGCCUGUUUUCUUACGCCCCCUUUAAAAGCAUUCCUACUGUGCUGAACCAUUUUAGGAUAUGGUGCUCAUGAUGGUCGCAAAAUGGCAAAGGGGAGAUAGAGAGGGUUGCAUGACAAAAUGGCAUGAUAAUCACCAAGAUGGAGAUCAAAGAGGCCAGAGAAGAGAAGAUAGUGUGUGAAAUCCAAGAGGGAUGAGGGUCUGUAGUGGGACAUGCGUGAAAAAAGAGAAUGGGCAGACGAAGAUGUCUUAUAUAUUCUAGUUUCCGAUUCCUAACCGCGAGAAAUACUACUUACAUGGCAGUCAACAACUUCUUCGAAUCCUCCGUUUACAGUAUUCUUGAAUGAUUUUGCUCAGUGAUUGCUGGAUGAAUCCGCCUGGUGUUUUGUCUUCCCCCUUCCUCCUUUCUCAGUGAUUUGCUGAUAGUUUGAAGCUCAGCCUAUCACGGUCAGUGAUGGGUAGAAAGAAACCUGUGAUGAGGCUAUAAUCUAUGCGUGCUUAAGAUCGUCCAAAGAUUUUCUUCAGCUGAAGAACAUGAAUUUUUUUUAUUCGCUUUUCAUAUGAUGUCCGCUCUAUUUAUUUCCGGAACUUUGGUUGCAGGUGCCUAAGAGUCAUCGAACUGUUGCAAUCGUGCUGUGAGAGAUGCAAGUACAACUCCACCCACUGCGGCUCUCUUUCAGGACUUCUGGAAAUGAGCGCAAAGUGA